GGACAAGCCCCGUACUCAAGCUCCUCUUGGGCUGCUUAAGCCCCUUCCGAUUCCGGAAAGGCCAGGUGAAAGCUUGUCUAUGGACUUCAUGGAUACGCUGAUCACUAGCAAGAGUGGAAUGAGACAGAUCUUCGUCAUCGUGGAUAGAUUUAGUAAGUAUGCUAGAUUAAUAGCCAUGCCGGAAACAGCAAAGACCGAGUACGUGAUCAAACUAUUUAAGGAGAACUGGGUCAGAGACUUUGGAUUACCAAAGUCUWUUGUUAGUGACAGAGACGUACGGUUUACUAGUGAACUGUGGAAAGCCGCUGCAGCUGARCAGGGAACYCAACURCAGAUGACUUCUGGAAGCCAUCCAGAAGCUAAUGGCCAGGCGGAGCAGAUGAACCGCACUGUGCAGCACCUGUUGAGGCACUACAUCAAGCCUAACCAGGUGGAUUGGGACGAAAAGCUUGCUUUAGUUGCCAGUCUGUAUAACAAUGCUGUACAUAGUGCUACGGGGGUGAGUCCUAACAGCCUGCAACUAACRUUUAAGCCUAGAUUGCCCUUAGACUUUCUACUACCUGAUAAUCAGUCAGACACUGCGCCCGGCACUCUAGAGUUUGCCUWUCGUUAUGAACAGAAGAUGCAGGACGCUGUAGAACACAUGCAGAAGGCACAGUCUGCAAUGAUUGAGUCCRAAAAUAAACAUCGCCGCCCUUCUGCAUUUCAGGUUGGGGACAGAGUCUGGGUCAAGUCCUCUGAACUUGGACAAGAGUUUGGGAYAUCUCGCAAACUCAUGCCUCAGUACUUUGGACCUUGGGAGGUCUUGGACAUAGUUGGGACAGAUCCAGAUGGGCCAUCCUAUGUCAUCCGUAUCCCUGGUCACCUGCGCACCUACCCUGURUUUCACGCCUCCAAGCUYGCUGCUUUUGRGCAGACCGAUCAGUUUCCUACUCGCCGUUCUAUGUUGCCCCCAACCAUGGAUGGAGAGGUCGACAUCGAUGAUAUCGUCGAUCAUAAAGAGAUACCCGUUCAGAAGCCUCCAGGAAGAGGACGUCCUCCCAAGCCAAAGCUGCAGUUCCGUGUCCACUUCAGAMAUCAUACAAAUCCGAAGGAGGACCGCUGGUUUACUCGGGAAGARUUGAUGCAGACCGCCCCUCAGAUCGUUGCCCGCUAUGAGAGGGAUGUUUUGAAAGGAAAGCGCCAGCUGGCGGCAGACUGAUCUUCUCAGAGGACUAACGAAGAUAUGGAGGAGGGAAUGCGAGGCUAUGCCCGCUKAGCCUUACGGGCCUUAUUUGCAA
Molecule: messenger RNA, 1280 nt
Organism: Chara braunii
Lineage: Eukaryota; Viridiplantae; Streptophyta; Charophyceae; Charales; Characeae
Source: the annotation of a GenBank genome assembly